Molecule: messenger RNA, 984 nt
Organism: Carassius auratus (goldfish)
Lineage: Eukaryota; Metazoa; Chordata; Actinopteri; Cypriniformes; Cyprinidae
Product: macrophage mannose receptor 1-like
Exons: 5
Coding region: 1-984 (327 amino acids)
Source: RefSeq, a predicted model, not a curated record
AUGUUUGAGUCUGAUCUGUGUCCGGCUGAAGAGCUGAAGGAUGAACGAGGCAUACUGAAGCAGAAAAGGGAUAGGACGUGCAUCUCAUCUGUGAUCUCCAAGCAGUUUCUCUUCAUCAAGCAGGCGAAGACCUUCUCUGAUGCCCAGGUCUACUGCAGACAGUUUCACGGUGAUCUGGCGAGCGUUGAAGACACGGCGGACUUCAGCCGUCUGCAGGCCGUGGUGAGCGGGGUCACAGAUCCGGGCGUGUGGAUCGGACUGAAGAGAGGCGAGCUGCACUGGAUCUGGUCUCUGUCCGACAGAGCUUUCUACAGGGAAGGAGAAGCUGAAUACAGACGCUGGAAAGCAGGACAGCUGGACAACGCCGGAGGACAUGAAAACUGUGGUGCUCUCGACAGCAAUGGGGAGUUUUGGGAUGUCCCCUGUACAAAUCAAUUUCCCUUCAUUUGCUAUGAUGGAAAUGUCCCCCAGAGGUACGUGUAUGUCAGUGCAGGUAAGAGCUGGAGCGACGCGCAGACACUCUGCAGACAGACACACACAGAUCUGGUCAGCGUGAGGAACCUGGACGAGAACCAGCAGCUGCAGAAUUUGGUGCAUGGUACUCCGGUGUUCAUCGGUCUGUAUAAAGAUGCUUUCAGAUGGACGGAUAACAGCAGCUCCAUGAUCAGACACUGGUCCGUCGGCGAGCCUGAUGGCAGUGGAGCUUGUGUUUUGCACAGUCUCUCAAACACAUGGUCCGAUGAGAACUGUGACCAAACAAGACCGUUCAUCUGUGAGGACGGAGUGAAGAUGCAGAUACUGAGAAUGAAGCUGAGAUCAGGUCAGAAUAUGGAUGAUCCUGUGAUGAAGGUGUCCGUCGUGCAGAAGAUCCAGCAGAAACUCAUGAGUCUGGGAAUGCCUACUGAUGCCAAACUACAGUGGAGAGUUCAGUCGGACGGCGAGAUCUUCCUCCCGCUGGAGAAGGACAUGAAUUCACAGAAAUAA